CUGAGUUUUUAUUGGUCGACUGUAGAAUGACCUCGACUCAUCGCCAAUGACCUUUCGCCAUUGCCGGUAUCUCACACUGCACGAAGAAGUGCUCAAUUCACUCCAAAAAUACCAGCUAAAUAAUUACAAUACCACAACAUGGCUGAUAUCAAGGAAGUACUCGAAAACUACAAGACGGCACCUUUUGAUGCCCGCUUCCCCAACACAAACCAGACCAAGAACUGCUGGCAGAACUAUGUGGAUUUCCAUCGGUGCCAGAAGAUGAAGGGUGAGGACUAUGAGCCAUGUGAAUACUUCAAGAGAGUCUACAAGUCAUUAUGUCCAAUUGCCUGGGCGGAGAACUGGGAUUCUCAGAGGGAAGAGGGAACGUUUGCAUCCAAGAUUUGAUGUGCAACAUGGCCUGUAGAUACCGUCAGAUGUUUAUAUUCUACUAGACUUUAGCACCUGUGUUCCAUGUACCUCCCAGUCAAAAUGAAGAACAUUUUCAUCAUAUCUUAAUAAUCAAACUGCAAAGAAUCUCAUGAAAUGGACUGUUUAAUUCAAGAACAUGCUAUGUGCAUACAUGUCAUUCCUAAACAUGACUCCAUACAAUAUUUGACCUUGGUUUCACCUUCAUGACAAUAUUUUGACACUCCAAUGAGUAGUCUUGAUUAAAUGCAAUACAUAUUGUGAAUUGUUAUUUAGAGCCUCAUGAGCUUUACAAAAUUGAGUGAAGUUUAUUUCAAUGCAAUAGUGAUAUUGUGUACAAGAUGAAGUGGAGUUAUGAUGGUAGUAGAUUUCUAAAAUUGGUUUUUAUUCCAAGAGCAUUUUCCUUCGCUCACCCAAGAAUAUGGAGUACAUCUGAAAUUAGAGACAUUGCUUUUUUGGUUGCAAUAGUGUAAAUACUAUCUGACCAACUGUUCUUCACUACUUCAGCCUCAGGUGUGUUGUGCUUACUGUGGAUUCUAAUUAAUUAAAUUAUCGUAAGAGUUGAUGAAACAUGAGAGUUUGAAACUGAUAUAUGAAUAAAUUUUAAACUCUUGAAAGAAA
This is a messenger RNA of Strongylocentrotus purpuratus (purple sea urchin), 1029 nucleotides long. RefSeq names its product cytochrome c oxidase subunit 6B1. Bases 139 to 387 code for a protein of 82 amino acids. The transcript has 3 exons. The record is from RefSeq and is a predicted model, not a curated record. Gene Ontology annotation, cellular component: mitochondrion; respiratory chain complex IV. NCBI's taxonomy places the organism in Eukaryota, Metazoa, Echinodermata, Echinoidea, Camarodonta, Strongylocentrotidae.